Messenger RNA from Aedes aegypti (yellow fever mosquito), 997 nucleotides. RefSeq names its product sodium channel protein Nach-like. Gene Ontology annotation, cellular component: membrane. Gene Ontology annotation, molecular function: ligand-gated sodium channel activity. Gene Ontology annotation, biological process: sodium ion transmembrane transport. Lineage: Eukaryota; Metazoa; Arthropoda; Insecta; Diptera; Culicidae. Bases 101 to 997 code for a protein of 298 amino acids. The record is from RefSeq and is a predicted model, not a curated record. The transcript is spliced from 3 exons.
UCCUCUCGGAGCAACAAGAGCAAGCGUCCUUGAGAAUCUUCCUGCUUUGGGAUACUUCAAUGAACAUCAAUGGACUUUUCCACGUCAGCAAAACGUUAAGAUGAUCGACGCCCUUCUAGCGAUGAACAAUCUCAGCAUAGUGAAUGCCAUCGACGAGCUGGGAACUAUCUGCCGGGACUUUAUCUUGGUUUGCUAUUGGGCGGGUAGAAAGUUCCCCUGCUUCGAUAAACAUGAGUUCUUCAGCUGGAUAGACUCUACUAGUCAUUAUGGAGCGUGCUGCUCGUUCAACUAUCAUCCCAGUGUGCAGGAAACUAUUACUCCAUUUGCUGUGAACACAUUUGGAGUCCAUGGUGGAUUGAGUGUUAUAGGAACUGGAUAUCCACAAGCAUCGGACGGUAAAUCGGGAGCCUUGUACUCGGAAGGAUUCAUGCUGAUGAUUCAUCAUCCUCAUGACUUCGCAGUGGAAUCCGCACCUCUGACACUUUUGAAGCUUGGAACGGAAACCUUCAUCAGUGUAUCGCCAACAGAUUCUCGCUGUUCGUCACAGGUUCUAGUACUGCCGCAGUCGCAGCGAUCCUGCAUUAUUGGCAAAGAUUUUCCUGUUCCAAUCGAAAAUUACCGUCAGCCUGCCUGUACUCUGGAGUGCCUACGAAACGAGGUUCACCGGAAGUGCGAUUGUCAUCCUUAUCAUCUACCUCGUCAGUCACAGAUUCCGGAGAACAUCAAACCUAUACGAGGAUGCACAGUCUUUGAUUCGCUGUGCCUGAUUGACAAUUUUUCAAAUUUGGGAGGUGCUUUCAGUCUGUGCUUAGGAAUGAGUAUUAUCUCGCUGGUUGAAGUGCUGUUCUACAUAUUCCUGCGAUUCUAUAGGAUCCAACAAAAACUGCAAAAGCAGGCGAAGGAAAAGCAAAUUAAAUUGGUACAACCCUUAGCGGCGCUGCAGAGAUUUCCCAAGAAGGAGCAAUUGUUGAACCAAAAAAUUUCGGCAUUCGAAUAG